Messenger RNA from Penicillium macrosclerotiorum, 2988 nucleotides. RefSeq names its product ankyrin repeat domain-containing protein. The record is from RefSeq and is a predicted model, not a curated record. The transcript has a single exon. Gene Ontology annotation, molecular function: protein binding. Bases 1 to 2988 code for a protein of 995 amino acids. Lineage: Eukaryota; Fungi; Ascomycota; Eurotiomycetes; Eurotiales; Aspergillaceae.
AUGCUUGAUUACAAAAGCUUUCUUUUUCGAGUUCCCAAAAGACACCAAAACACUUGCUCUUGGGUGAUAGAUAACCCAUCGUUUUUGGAAUGGAGGGACGGUAAGACUAGCAAUGCAUUUUGGCUGCACGGCUAUCCAGGCCUGGGAAAAUCAGUGGUUGCCAAGUUUGUUCUGGAAACAUUGAGUGAAUAUGCUAGCUCAGGUCAAUUCACGGGCUCUUCCAAGCCCUUGGUUUGCUAUUUUUUCUGCUCCGAUACGGAUGAUCGAGCCAAAUGUCCCCGAAAUCUUGUCGCCUCUAUCAUCUAUCAGCUUCUAUACGAAGAUCCUCAGUUGGCGAAAGGUUUAAAGAAAAAAUACACAACAAUCACCGAUGAAUUUACGAGAUCAGUUUGGGAACUAUGGAAUGUUCUUGGUCUAGUGCUGGCAGAUCUACGCUCUCGUCCCCUUUACAUUGUGAUUGACGCCCUUGAUGAGCUUGAGAAACCUUCAUGGAGAACGUUUCUGGAAGAGCUCCGAGACACCAUUACACCAUCAAUGAGAAAUAUCCGGUUAUUCAUUACAAGCAGGACAGAGCCUGAUAUAGAAAAAAUCGUCUCUAGCUGGAAUGCUGUGAACCUGACUAUUAAUGACUCUUCAGGAAAUCGAAGUGGUCUUUCAAUUUUCCUCCGGGAUGUCGUCCACGACUAUGCGGCGGAAAAUUCUUUUGAUAAAGAAAUCACCCGCACGAUCUGCGAAGAGCUCGUUACUCGUGCAGAUGGAAUGUUUCUAUGGGCUUCUCUUGCUUGGGAGCAUUUCAAGGACGGCGUUGGGUCUUGGAAGAUAACUGUUCUGCGCCAAAAGCUCGAGGAACUACAACAGCUUCCACCAGGGAUGGAAAAUCUCUAUUUCCGCUUGCUAAGCACCGUGGACAAACGAGUUCAGUGGGAACUUAUCCACAUUCUCCAUUGGCUAGUAGCCGCCCGGCGACCUCUUUCAAUUGCGGAAAUAUCAGUGGCUCUAGCCUUAAAGGAGGAGCCUGAAAAGGUUCAAGACAUGGAUGUGAGGGUCUCACUUCGAGCUUUUCUUAAACGAACAUGUCCGCAUAUGAUUCGAAUAGAUCAAGCGGGCAUGCUUACUGUUGUCCAUCAAUCUUUCAAGGAUUUCUUGCUACAAGUACGCUAUAUUAACCAGAAGGAGCCUAACCCGUUUCACAUCAAUAUUAUCCAAGCAAACCGCCAGCUUGGCAGGGAUUGUAUGGUAUAUGUUGGCCUGGAAGAAUUGGCCCAAGAUAAAGAAGAGAUCUGGGUUUUCCUUGAUAAUACUAAUGUGCGCCACCCAAAUCCUGCUUUUUUGGAGAAAUACAUCUUUCUGGACUACGCAUCAUUGUUCUGGUCAUCGCAUAUCAAAGGCGUGGACGAUGACCUCCCGUUUUAUCGAAAUUUUUUGCGAGUAGUGGGGAAUAAGAAAAGCUACCAGGCAUUGUGUUUCUCAAGACAUAUCCAUUCAGCAGAAGACUUGCCAUUAUUCACCGCAGGCAAGGCUGACUUGUUCGGUUUAAUGCGACGCUUGGUCGAAGAUGGACACGACAUUAAUGCAUUGAAUAGAGAAUCCUCCAUAGUUCACCUAUGGGGCUGUGAUUUAACUACUUCUCGACUCCGAGUUCUCCUUGAACUCGGGGCAGAUAUGAACGCUGUCAACUCCCUCGGAUAUACGUUCUUGACAAAUCUUUCUCGGCUAGGUCGUGCGAACGAUCUCAGAGAAAUACUGAAAUAUCCUGAAUUUGAUGUCAAUGCAGGUGGCAGUCAGAGAAUGACACCUCUCCAUGCGGCUGUAAUUCACAAGCCUCAAAAAGCCCAGGAACUACUAGAUGCAUUGAUGACACGGCCAGAGCUUGAUUUUGACUCGGAAGACUCAAGCGGCCGUACCCCAUUGACCUUCGCUAUUCAUUGGGGAAAGGAAGCAAUUGCAAAAACUUUGCUAAAAAAUCCGAAAGUUGACAUUGCGAAGGCCAGGAUGCAGGGCGAAAGUCCACUGAUCAAUGCAACAUGCCAAUGCUGGACGGAAAUCGUGCUCUCAAUUCUCAAUCGUUUGGAUAACAUCGAUGGUUUCUGUGACUCAAGCGGGAGGACUAUUCUCCAUUGGACGAUUAUUGUUGGCAUGGAUGAUGCUUUGAAGCUGGCUUUGACAAAGGAUUGCUCCAUUCUUGAGGCCUCUGAUAAUCGGGGUAUGACAGCUCUUCAUUACUCAGCUCAUGAAGGGCAGUAUCAUGCAACGGAGCUUUUGAUAUCUCAAGGCGCUCGCCCUAGGGGUCGAACUACCUUUGGUGAAACUGUCCUUCAUCUAGCUGCUGCGCGGGGUCAUGAACGGAUUCUGCGACUUCUUCUCAAGAAUACUGAAGAUCCUUCUAUUAUCAACGAAAAGGAUUUGAUGGGAUGGACAGUAGCGCAUCGUGCUAUAAUAUCAGGGAAUGAGGAUUUAGUAAAAUACCUUGUUGCGCUGGAAAUUGUCGAUUGGACCAAGGUUGACAGGCAUGGUCGAACACCCCUCGCAUUUGCUGCAGCUUUUGCUCCAUUGUCAAUUCUCCAGAUUGUGCUGGGUGCGAGAAAGCAGGCCAAUGGCAUUUGCUUCAUAGAUGCCUUUGGGAAUACGCUCUUGCAUCUAGCAGCCAGUGGCAACAAUGAGUCCACGCUACCAUUCAUCCUUGAGAGACUUUUGGACAAGGGCAACCAGCCUAACAAGUGGGGUAAAACAGUGUUAGACCUGAUCCCUUUGACAUCACCUGCGCGAGAAACAUUAGUAAAGGCCGGACUACGACAUUCAAAACAGUUCUCUGAGAGAGUUGCCACGUCUUUGUCCAAGAAAGAGGUCAGAGAGGAAUCUCCCGACCGUUCGGAUUGGCAACUUCAGGUUUUGCCUCCUGACUAUGAAUCAGAAGAGAAUUACGGGGACAAUCAACCUGAUAUUCAAUUGAGCGAGACUCCACAAUGGAUUGAACCCGUAAUAACUUGA